Penaeus vannamei (Pacific white shrimp) is the source of this 648-nucleotide messenger RNA. The record is from RefSeq and is a predicted model, not a curated record. Lineage: Eukaryota; Metazoa; Arthropoda; Malacostraca; Decapoda; Penaeidae.
AUGACAGCACUUGAAUACGUCGAAAAUGACAGCGAUAUGGUUAGGAUAAAAGAGCUUGAGCUACAGAACGAAUACCGAAUGCGUGAGUUAGAAGUGCGUCAGAGAGAGAACGAGUGUCGUAUGCGUGAACUAGACAUAGAGAGAGAAAUCAAAUUAAAGGAGUUAGAGCUCAGAGCGGCCUCACCCGCUGCUGUGCCGUUUAACAUAACUGCUAACGCAAAAUUGGUUCCCCCAUUUCAAGAGAAUGCUGUUGACAAUUACUUUCGAUAUUUUGAGAAAAUAGCAAUUAGUUCUGAUUGGCCAAAAGAACAAUGGACGGUACUGCUUCAAUCUGUCCUCACUGGUAAAGCUCAAGAAAUUUACAUGUCAAUGUCCGUGACGGAUUCUCGUGACUAUGAUAAAGUAAAGACGGCUGUGUUUAAAGGGAUACGAGUUGGUGCCGGAGGCCUACCGCUUAAAGUUCCGUAAUCUGCGGAAAAGGGACAAUCAGAGCUUUUUAGAUUUUGCCAGAGAGAAAGAUGGCUUGCUUGCUCGUUGGUGUGAGAGUGAGAAAGUAGAUAAUGAUUGUGAUAAACUAUAUCAACUGAUUCUUGUAGAAGAAUUUAAGAAAUGUCUACCUGACCGCAUUAAGAUGUAUUUAAAUGAAAA